Molecule: messenger RNA, 1858 nt
Organism: Erigeron canadensis
Lineage: Eukaryota; Viridiplantae; Streptophyta; Magnoliopsida; Asterales; Asteraceae
Product: MLO-like protein 9
Exons: 15
Coding region: 201-1748 (515 amino acids)
Biological process (GO): defense response
Cellular component (GO): membrane
Source: RefSeq, a predicted model, not a curated record
UCUUUUCAAACAAAAAAGAAAACAUUCCAACAUCUGUUUCAUUGUUUUCUAUCAUAUUGCAGACAUUGAAAUAUAUCUAUAAUAAUGUUGAUGGGUUACUUUUGUUUUUAUAUAUAAGCAAAUGAUGGUAAAGAAAAAAUUACAAUUUGUUUUAAGAAAGAUCUGAAUAAGGACGUGGUUGCGUGAAUUUACGUUAACAGAUGGCUGGAGGAGGAAGAGGCUUAGAUGAAACGGCCACAUGGUCCGUGGCUAUGGUUUGUGCAAUCAUUGUCGUACUAUCGAUAAUGUUGGAGAAAAUGCUUCAUCAUAUUGGACAUUAUUUAAAAGAAAGACAUAAAAUCGGGCUACUUGAAGCGCUGGAGAAGAUCAAGACAGAACUUAUGAUCCUCGGAUUUAUAUCACUGCUUCUGACAUUUUGUCAGAACUACAUUGCUUCGAUUUGUGUUUCAAAGGCUCUUACUAAAGAUUUCUUGCCUUGCAAGAAAAAACCAGAUGAUCAACCACCAGCUGAUGACGAUGACAUUGAAAUAGAUACCCGUCGUCGCAGGCUCUUAUGGUAUGAUCAUAGACGUUUAGGAGGAGACGGUCCACCAAAAGAAUGCAAGCCUGGAUAUGAGGCACUUAUAACUGUUGAAGGAUUGCAUCAACUCCACAUAUUUAUUUUCUUUUUGGCAGUAUUUCAUGUUAUUUAUAGUGCCCUCACUAUGAUUGCUGGGAGAGCAAAGAUCCGUGAGUGGAAAAGCUGGGAAAAAGAUAUCUUGCAACAACAAGCUACUGCACACGAUCCUUCUAGGUUUCGGCUUACAAAAGAAUCGUCUUUUGUCAAAGGUCACGCCACUCGUUCAGGAUUGCCAAUAAUCUUCUACGUUAUUUGUUUCUUUCGGCAAUUCUUUACUUCUGUUGGUAGAUCAGAUUACUUGACCAUGCGCCAUGGGUUCAUUUCUGUUCAUUUAGCUCCUGGCAGUCAAUUUAACUUUCAAAAAUAUAUCAAGAGGUCACUUGAAGAUGAUUUCAAACUCAUAGUGGGAAUCAGCCCGCUUUUAUGGUCUACUGCGGUCCUCUAUCUGUUUGCCAAUGUUGAAGGAACUCAUGCUAUGAUUUGGCUCUCUCUAUUUCCAGUCGUUAUAAUCUUAGCAGUUGGAACAAAGCUUCAAGGGAUUAUAGCACAGAUGGCUAUUGAAAUUCAAGAAAGACAAUCUGUAAUACAAGGCAUUCCUCUCGUGCAAGUCACUGAUAAACACUUUUGGUUUAGGGACCCAACGUUAAUCCUGUAUUUUAUUCAGCUCACACUCUUCAUGAACUCAUUUGAGAUAACUCACUUCUUCUGGAUAUGGUAUGAAUUUGGACUCGACUCCUGCUUUCAUGAAAAACCUCUUCUUCAAUAUGGUAGAGUUUUGAUUGGAAUUGCAGUACAAAUCUUAUGCAGCUAUGGCAUCCUACCACUCUACUCCCUUGUUACUCAGAUGGGGUCGAAAAUGAAGAGGUCUAUAUUUGAUGAUCAAACAUCAAAAGCGCUCAAGCACUGGCACAAACAUGCAGUGAAGAGAAAGGAAAGUACCAAGGGACAAUCCGGUCACCUUCCCAAGAGUUUAAGUCUAAGCUCUCCAUCAGGAAACUCUCAAGCACAUGGUGCUCCUCCAAACACGGCGGCCAAAACAGAUUCUCCUAGCCAAACCGCUCACAUUGUUGCUAGCGUAGACAUCCCACAAGACAAAAAAAAGUCGUCAAACACUCCCAAUUUGCUUUGAUCGGCCAUCUAGCUUAUUUCGAAUUCUGCUUUUCUUUUGUUAAAUAUGAUUAAUCUGUUUACUAGAAAAACGCAACAUGUUAACAUCAAAUCAAUGGUGUUAGUACUUAG